Molecule: messenger RNA, 1533 nt
Organism: Wickerhamiella sorbophila
Lineage: Eukaryota; Fungi; Ascomycota; Dipodascomycetes; Dipodascales; Trichomonascaceae
Product: putative U3 small nucleolar RNA-associated protein 18
Exons: 1
Coding region: 1-1533 (510 amino acids)
Biological process (GO): rRNA processing
Cellular component (GO): Pwp2p-containing subcomplex of 90S preribosome; small-subunit processome
Molecular function (GO): protein binding
Source: RefSeq, a predicted model, not a curated record
AUGUCGAUCGAGAAAUCCAAAGAGGAACUCGAGCUCGAGAAGCUGGUUUUUGGAGAUAUCGAAAGUUUCGACAAGGCCCUGACCGAUUUCAGAAUUGAAGAUUCCGAGGCCAGCGAAUCGGAAGCGGAAGAGGACCCAGAUCUUGAUGGAGUCCCCGGCGAUAACUUAUUCUUUGUAGAUGAUGGUGCUAAUCCUGAUUCUGACAACCAGAUUUCGGAGUCUGAGGACUCAAAGGAUGAUGAUUCGGAUAUGAGCGAUGUGUGGAUGGAUAGCGAUGAUGAGAAGCUCACGGUCUCGUUGACUUCUGCAUCUAAACUGAAAAAACUACGUCUGACCGAAUCCGAGUCCCUGAUCUCUGGCCGAGAAUACGAACGCCGUCUCCGGGCUCGCUUCCUCAAAAUGAAUCCAGCACCAUCGUGGACUCUGAGCAACGGUCCCGAAGGCUCUGAUUCGGACGUCGAUGGUGAUGAUACAGUCACUCCUCUUGAUCAGCUGCUUGCUCAAAAGACGAGCUAUAUCUCUACCGUCAUGCGCAAGAUGCUGCCUACCUCUGAUAUUGAUAUCACCAGACUUCAAGAUGUCAAUCGCCAGCACCCAUCGAAAUCAGCCAUUCAAACUCUUGAUUUCCACCCUACCCACCCUCUGGUCCUUUCAGGUGGCUACGAUCGCACUCUCCGAAUCUAUCACAUUGAUGGUAAAGUAAACCCGGUUGCUACCAGUCUCCAUAUCAGGGACUCGCCCUUCCAAACGGCAUUGUUCCAUCUCGAUGGGAAGAGAGUGUUUGCGGGUGGUCGCCGUCGUUAUUUAUAUAUCUGGAACUUGGAGACGGGAGGAGUUGAGAAAAUCACAAGAAUGUACGGCCACGGCCAAACUCAGCAGAGUAUGGAAAAUUUUGUCCUUUCACCAUGUGGUCAAUAUGUUGGCCUGAUUGGAAGUGGCGGCUGGAUGAACGUUUUGGGUGCUGAUAAUGGUCAGUGGGUUGCCGGUGCAAAGAUCGACGGCGUCAUUGCCGACAUAUUCUGGGGGGCCGAUGGCAUUGUUACAAUUGCAAGUACCCAUGGCGAUAUCUAUGAGUGGAGCGUAGAGAGCAGACAAUUUAUCAAGCGGUGGAAGGAUGUUGGUGCCGUUGGUGUCACUCGGAUCGCAAGAUCGGGCCGGUGGUGUGCGGUUGGAGCAUCUAAUGGUAUGAUAAACGUUUAUGAUCUUUCAAACCCGAAACGUGGUAUGAAGAUGUCAGAGGAUGAACCUGAGAGCUAUGAGCCACAUUUUGUAAUUGACAAUUUGGUCACAACCAUUUCGUCCAUGAAAUUCAGUCCCGACGGACAAAUCUUGGUGAUUGCAUCAAGGGCGAAACGCGAUGCACUGAGACUGGUGCACGUGCCCUCUUUCACAGUGUUCAAGAACUGGCCGACCUCAAGCACGCCUCUUGGAAGAGUUACCUCGCUGGCCUUCGCCCCCGGUGGGCAGAUGCUGAGCGCGGGUAACGAGAGUGGUCAUUGCAGACUCUGGGCCCUUAAUCACUACCAAAAAUAA